GUGGGUAGCAGCUGGGAAAACCGGCUGGGUGCUGCCCCUCCCCUUGGGCCGGGCACGGAGUAGGCACCUGGCGGGCUCCCCAGGUGGCAGACGCUGUCGCUGCGCACACCUGGCCUCCGUGCCGCCUGCUCCCUGCUCGUCCUCCCCUCCCCACCCUCACCCACCUGCCAUGGACGGGCCCGCUGAGCCCCAGAUCCCGGGCUUGUGGGACACCUAUGAACCUGACAUCUCGGAAAUCAGCCAGAAGUUGCCAGGUGAAUACUUCCGGUACAAGGGCGUCCCCUUCCCCGUCGGCCUGUACUCGCCCGAGAGCAUCAGCUUGGCGGAGAACACCCAAGAUGUGCGGGACGACGACAUCUUUAUCAUCACCUACCCCAAGUCAGGCACGACCUGGAUGAUCGAGAUCAUCUGCUUAAUCCUGAAGGACGGGGAUCCGUCCUGGAUCCGCUCCGUGCCCAUCUGGGAGCGGGCACCCUGGUGUGAGACCAUCGUGGGUGCCUUCAGCCUCCCGGACCAGUACAGCCCUCGCCUCAUGAGCUCCCAUCUUCCCAUCCAGAUCUUCACCAAGGCCUUCUUCAGCUCCAAGGCCAAGGUGAUCUACAUGGGCCGCAACCCCCGGGACGUCGUGGUCUCCCUCUAUCAUUACUCCAAGAUUGCCGGGCAGUUAAAGGAUCCGGGCACGCCCGACCAGUUCCUGAGGGACUUCCUCAAAGGCGAAGACGUGCAGACCCCAGGUUCCAUGCUCCUUCCUUGGCCGAGUGCCCUCCCUCUGCUGACCCGUCUCCCCUGCCUGCAGGACUUACAGGGCUCCGUGCAGCGCAUCUGCGGGUUCCUGGGCCGUCCGCUGGGCAAGGAGGCACUGGGCUCCGUUGUGGCACACUCGACCUUCGGCGCCAUGAAGGCCAACACCAUGUCCAACUACACAUUGCUGCCUCCCAGCCUACUGGACCACCGUCGCGGGGCCUUCCUCCGGAAAGGGGUCUGCGGCGACUGGAAGAACCACUUCACGGUGGCCCAGAGCGAAGCCUUCGAUCGUGUCUACCGCAAGCAGAUGCGGGGGAUGCCGACCUUCCCCUGGGAUGAAGACCCGGAGGAGGACGCCAGCCCGGACCCUGAGCCCAGCCCCAAUCCUAAGCCCAAGCCCAGUCUUGAGCUCAACAGCCUGGAGCCUGAAACUAGACCCAACUCCAGCCCCAGCCCCAACCCUGGCCAGGCCUCUGAGCCCCCGCACCCACGACCCUGAGAAUAAACACGUCGCUUC
Molecule: messenger RNA, 1261 nt
Organism: Cercocebus atys (sooty mangabey)
Lineage: Eukaryota; Metazoa; Chordata; Mammalia; Primates; Cercopithecidae
Gene: SULT2B1
Product: sulfotransferase family, cytosolic, 2B, member 1
Exons: 6
Coding region: 170-1243 (357 amino acids)
Biological process (GO): sulfation
Cellular component (GO): cytoplasm
Molecular function (GO): sulfotransferase activity
Source: RefSeq, a predicted model, not a curated record